CGCCCUCCGAACCACUUGCUCGAUUAUUUCCCAGAAAACCCCCGCCGAACCACGUCGAACUCUUCUUCUCAUGUUCAACAAACCACCACUCUCUCCAAAACCGAAUCACGACCCCCUCGGUUAUCGCGACUUGACAUCCUAAUAGUUUCUUAAUCACCAACAAUCUUGCCCAGGUCUCACGGUGCUACGACUCCCGACAGCUGCCUCGUUCUCUACAAGGAGUUAGGAGAGGCAAGUAUCGUCGGCGAAGAAGAAGGAGAACGACGAUCGACCGCUGCCAAAUCUCUCCAUCUCUGAUCUGCCUCCUGGAUCCAGUGUGAAAAUGCCCCCGCCAAACAACAUGAACCGCUUUCAAGGCGGGCCGAACACCAUGUACCAUCAGCAGCAAUAUCAGACACACGCACCUCAAACCUCGGGCCACCCACCGCCACUGGGUGGAAACCCUGCUUAUCUCAACCAACUGUCUGCCGCUGGCAAUCCUUUUGGAGCGACCAGCAACCUGAUGGGCCUUGCCGGUGGAAUGGGUGCCGCUGCUGGCGGCUUCAAUGCCGAAACCGGCCUCGCAAGCCAUGCCGCGCGAAUGGGCUUCCAUAGCGGGGCAAUGCAGCAGGCGCAAGCUCAACAGCAACAGGUUCUGCAGCAGCAGCAGCAACACCUGCAGGCACAGCAACAUGGCCAACACCCCGCUCUCCAUCCUGCCCAACACACUCCACAACAAAGCCAUGCCUUGGAACACACAACGCGGGCGGCCCAGAACAAGGGAAGGAUACGGGAGGUGUGGAAGCACAAUCUGGAGGAGGAGUUUGAGAUUCUGCGAGAUCUGAUACAGACACAUAAAUAUGUGGCUAUGGACACGGAAUUUCCGGGUGUUGUAUCGAGGCCAAUGGGCGGAUUUAGGGGGAAAAGCGAUUACCAUUACCAAUGCCUGCGGACAAACGUCGAUAUGCUCAGCGUUAUUCAGAUCGGAAUCGCGCUUUUCAACGAGGAUGGUGAACAACCGACUUCUGUAGACCCAUCGUCCCAAUGGUCAAACCCUAGGAGGACAGGCACUCAAGCGCCACUGCCUUUCACCUGGCAAUUCAACUUCAAAUUCUCUCUUGAGGACGACAUGUACAACGAGACCUCGAUUGAAUCACUCCAGCAUGCCGGUAUCGAUUUUAAGCGAAUGGAGCAGGACGGCAUCGAUCCUUUCAAGUUCGCUGCGCUCUUGAUACCAUCUGGCCUGGUUCUUGAGGAUGAUGUAUAUUGGAUCAGCUUUCACGGCGGAUAUGACUUCGGUUAUCUGACCAAGCUCUUGAUGCCCAAGAACCUUCCCGGCGACGAGGGCGACUUUGACGAGGAGAUGAAGAGGUGGUUUCCUGCCACCUAUGAUGUGAAGCACCUGAUGAAGCAUGCCAUCAAGCUUCAGAACAGCGGCCAGCUUGAAGUCCGGGACCCUGGUGUGGUCGAUAUUCUGACAAAGUUCGAGCAGAAGGCCGGCCUCGAACACAUUGCCGAGACACUCAAGAUCAAGCGAGUAGGCAGCGCCCACCAGGCUGGGUCGGACAGCUUGCUCACUGGGCGAGUAUUCUUUGAGUUGCGAAAGCGCAUCUUCAACGGCCACAUUCCGGAAGAACAUCUGGGCAAAGUGUGGGGAUUGGGUGUGCCAGACUAUUCCAUCGGUGCGCAGCAGUUCAACAGCGGGCAACAGCAGUCCACAGCCAACAAGAGCAACAAUGCCGAUGGCUCUGCUGCGAAUGGUGCUACCCCAAGCACGCCCAACACAAACAAUGUUGGGCUAGCCAACAACACCACGCCGGCCCCAGCAUCCCAUCAAACCAAUGGUGUGAACAACCAGUCAAACAGUAACAAUGCUGCUGCCGGGUCUUCUGGCGGAAAUGCCGCCCAGAGCGUGGGUGGAGGCAUGGGUCCAAUGACACCUGGAGGGGGAGGAGGAGUAUUUGGGGCGUUUGCUUUUGGCGGCGGAAAUACCAACAGCGCUAGAUAGAGCUCGAGCGUGGAUCCAGUCGACGACAACGAAAAAGCAGUCGAGGACGAGGUGGAUAUCGAUUCGAGUGACAAUGUCAAGUCUAUUAAUGUUCA
Molecule: messenger RNA, 2082 nt
Organism: Podospora pseudocomata
Lineage: Eukaryota; Fungi; Ascomycota; Sordariomycetes; Sordariales; Podosporaceae
Gene: POP2
Product: CCR4-NOT core DEDD RNase subunit
Exons: 2
Coding region: 323-1987 (554 amino acids)
Cellular component (GO): CCR4-NOT complex; CCR4-NOT core complex; P-body
Molecular function (GO): poly(A)-specific ribonuclease activity; nucleic acid binding
Source: RefSeq, a predicted model, not a curated record